GUGAAAUGUCCGAUUGGGAGGAAAAGUUCUUGGAUAAUUACAUCGAAAUAGAUGAGCUUAUCGACUUUCUACCCGAGAAGACACCACUCUGCACAGAGACCUGUGAGCAUUUUCUGAUAGAAAGUUCAAAAAACCUCAAACUACAUCGCCGUGCAAGAGUACCAAAACGUGUAAGCGCCACCAGCAGCCAAGCGGAUCAACCCACCAACGGCUAUCCUUGCACCUUCGCCACUUGUGAUAAAGUUUAUGCGAAACCGGCACAUUUAAAAGCCCACAUGCGUCGUCAUAUGGGCGAAAAGCCGUACACCUGCGAUUGGCCUGCUUGCACUUGGAAAUUUUCACGUUCCGAUGAGUUGGCGCGCCAUCGGCGUUCACACUCGGGUGUGAAGCCUUAUAAAUGUAAUUAUUGUUUGAAGUGUUUCGCCCGCUCCGAUCAUCUAACGAAACAUAGGAAGGUACAUGAGCGUCGCCUGCUCGCGGCGAGUAAGGCGGGGAAGGCGAUUGAUGGCGUCUUACCGCAUAGCGUGUUAACCGUGCGGCCGGGUCGCAAGCGUAAGAAUCAGUUAUAG
Ceratitis capitata (Mediterranean fruit fly) is the source of this 569-nucleotide messenger RNA. RefSeq names its product Krueppel-like factor 15 (gene Klf15). The transcript has a single exon. Gene Ontology annotation, biological process: regulation of transcription by RNA polymerase II. The record is from RefSeq and is a predicted model, not a curated record. Bases 6 to 569 code for a protein of 187 amino acids. Lineage: Eukaryota; Metazoa; Arthropoda; Insecta; Diptera; Tephritidae. Gene Ontology annotation, molecular function: DNA-binding transcription factor activity, RNA polymerase II-specific; RNA polymerase II cis-regulatory region sequence-specific DNA binding.